ACUCGCGCAGCGGAUGCAGCGGCGAUGCCACCACCGCCGCCACAAAAUCCAGCGGUAGCGCCACCAAGAGGAGUGGCGGCGCAGCCAGGAGGAGCAGCGGGACAAGGAGAAGCACCACCACAGGCAACGGUGCAAGUCCCCGGCCAGCAGGUGGUGAUGACCAGGCAGGAGAUGCAACAAAUGGUGGCGGAGGCAGCUGCACAGGCGGUGCAACAAGUCACAAACAGUCUCUCUCGGGCUACUGCGAUGCCGAACACUGUUGCAGGGACACGCCAAAAUGCAGAGGAGGAUGAAUCUAACUAUGGUGGAGGCGGGCCCCUACAUGACCGAGAGAUGGAGAGAAUGGCGAAACAUCUGCGUCAAUUGCAGGCUAAGGUGGAUGGCCGAGCGGAGAGACGCGCUCGAGGACACCCGUUCUCGGCGGACAUACUAGCAGCACCCUUGCCAAUUAAUUACAAGGAUACCAACUUAGUGUUUGAUGGGACUUCUGACCCGUCGAGGCAUGUGAGAACAUUCGAAAAUAUGGCUGUGUUAUAUGGAUAUACUGAUCCCGUUAGUUGUAGGGCCUUCUUAUCGACCCUCAGGGGAGGGGUGCUCGACUGGUUCCAACAGCUCCCCCAGGCUCGAUUGUGGACUUCGAGGAUUUUACAGAGAA
Striga hermonthica is the source of this 655-nucleotide messenger RNA. Lineage: Eukaryota; Viridiplantae; Streptophyta; Magnoliopsida; Lamiales; Orobanchaceae. The record is from the annotation of a GenBank genome assembly.